CUUGCAUCCAAUGGCCAUACUGAUAAAAAUAAUACUACACUUUUAGAUGCAUAUCAACCUGAGGAGAUUCAUUCUCAAUAUGUAAUUCGAAUAGCAAGAAAAGAUUAUAUAAUGAUCAAUUAUCUUAGUGAAGUUUAUAGAAUAUCUAAUACUCAUAAAUAUUAUAGAGAACUUAAAGGAUUCACAGAAAAGGUUAUAGAAUUAGUUAGGGAACCUUAUUCCAAAUUUAUUGAUAAUGGCCUUCCUAAAACGUAUUUUAAUCUUCAGCUUCUUGAAUCAGCAAAAGAAGGAUAUAUCAAAAGACUAGCUAUUGCCUCUGUUAAAAAUGGAUUUCAAAAAUUAGAAGAUUAUUUGGUUCAACUAAAAUUCAAUUAUUCUGUAAUCUGGCUACAGACUUUUUUAGAAGAAAAACUAAUAGAAAAGGAAUUCAAACCUAUUGAUAAUGAAGAUGCUAUAGUUAAAGGUACUAAUUUAGUUAUUGAAAAAUAUGGAUAG
This is a messenger RNA of Scutellospora calospora, 495 nucleotides long. Lineage: Eukaryota; Fungi; Glomeromycota; Glomeromycetes; Diversisporales; Gigasporaceae. The record is from the annotation of a GenBank genome assembly.